GGAAACACAAAAAAGGAAAGGAGAGCGAAGAAAAAAAAGGGAAGAAUAGAGGAAAAUCCGGGAAGACCCGACGAGUCUCUUUAAACACUUAUGCACAUUUGCAGCGGUUUUUCAAUGUCAUGUUCCCCCGUGGUGGUAGCCGGAUGUUCUCAGUGAGCUUCAGUUUGGCGGCGGCGAACAUUUGAAAGCGGACCUAGCUAGGCGGCUAACGUCGACCCGGCGGCUCGUCCGACCCCCCGGUCGGUCUCGUCCUCUUCGGCUCCUUUUCCUCUCGUUGCUGUUUUCCGUGUAAUGAGGAUGGCUAGCACGGCCCUGUACGCCUGCACGAAGUGUAACCAGCGCUACCCGUUCGAGGAGCUGUCGCAGGGACAGCAGCUGUGUAAGGAGUGUCGGAUAGCACACCCCAUUGUGAAGUGCACAUACUGCAGGUCGGAGUUUCAACAGGAGAGUAAGACAAACACGAUUUGCAAAAAGUGUGCACAGAACGUGAAGCAAUUCGGAACUCCAAAGCCCUGCCAGUACUGCAACAUCAUCGCGGCCUUCAUUGGCACCAAGUGCCAGCGCUGCACCAACUCGGAGAAGAAGUAUGGGCCACCGCAACCAUGCGAACAGUGCAAGCAGCAGUGUGCCUUUGACCGUAAGGAGGAGGGACGCCGGAAGGUGGAUGGCAAGCUACUGUGCUGGCUGUGCACACUGUCCUACCGCCGGGUGCUGCAGAAGACCAAGGAGCAGCGGAAAGGCCUUGGCUCCUCCAACUCUUCGCUCAGCGAGAAGGAGCACCACCCAAGGCACCAUCACCACCAUCACCACCGACACAGCAGCUCCCACCACAAGCUGAGCAGCAGUUUGAGCCCAGAUUGGACCAGGGCCUGUGGGAUAGAUGAGAGCCUCCAUAAAUCUUCCUCCAUUCAGAACGAAACCCCAAAGAAGAAGCCAAAAUUGGAGACAAAGCCAUCAAACGGAGACAGCAGCUCCAUCACCCAAUCCAUGGAUGCUGGCACCACAGACAACUUUAUCCUUAUCAGCCAGCUGAAAGAGGAGGUGAUGAUGCUCAAGCGGAUGGUGCAACAGAGGGACCAGACCAUCCUGGAGAAGGACAGGAAGCUGACGGAGCUGAAGGCCGACUUCCAGUACCAGGAAAACAACAUGAGGGUGAAGAUGAACAACAUGGAGAAGGCCCACAAGGAGGCCAUGGAGCAGCAGCAGGCCAAGAACAGGGAGCUCCUGAAGCAGGUUGCUGCCCUCUCCAAGGGGAAGAAGUUUGACAAGGCGGGGAGCUCUCUGCUGUCCCCCUGAAGCCCCCGGCGCAACAACACCCCCCCCCCCCCCCCCCCUCCCCUUAAACAAAGUGGAGCAACGAGGGUCACUGUGACAGCCUGACUGACCCCCCACAGACAGACAGACGUUAACACAUUCCCAUCUGUGGACACAUCAUUUACUGUCACUUUAAAUAUGAUUCAUAGCCACAUCUCAGCAAAAGCUCUGUUUGUACUGCUUUUUAGACCCAUUUUCAGGCAGUGGCCGGGAAACGUGCCAUCUUGCAGCAAACCGUUGGAAAACGAUGUUGAACCUAACCCAUACAGUACAUGAUAUAGGAUGCCUUUGACUCCAUAAUUUGAUCCUUUUUAGGCAAAUGAAAUAUUGUUUCAUAUGUAAUAUGUGUAGAAAAGUCAUUAAGCCCAUUUUUAAUGCUGCCAUGAAGUUCUGCAGGUGGCACAUUAGGAAAUACCAAGUCUUUACUUGGAAGCAUUGGGGGUUGUGAUAGCACCACAGUUAGAACGGUUGUUUAAACCGGUCUGUGCUGUAGUGGUUUAAUUUUAAAAAGCCUACUUUUAAAAGUCUUUGAUUGUUACACUGAGAUCAAUUUGGUGUGACCCAUUUCUACAGCUAUGUAUUUUACUGGAGUGUACCAGGAUAAGUACUGUGCUCAAAGGUGCUACAGCAGGAUUAUUGGGUGGGCCUUGAACCAGCAAUGUUUGGGUUUCAUGUCAUGUCCAGUGUCAGUACACUAUGUGCAGUUCUACAGGAGUGGCCCAAAAAAGGUGGACUUUUUCACAGCCCCAGUUCUGUUCUGGGGACGGGAAAGCACCCUGUGGAAUUGGAGCACAGUAACAUUUAAUAACUUGCCGAAUACCUGGUUUUACACCCUAAACACUCCACCCCUUGAGACUGGACUCCAUGUUUGGUGAGAUCUGUCACAGGGAACCUCGUGGUGCUCCUUGUUUUCGUCUCCUUUUCACGUUACUAUGAAUCCCUCUUCGAUUUGACCUUUCCAGCACUGGACACAUCAGCACCUUUUUUUUCUGAUGGUUCUUCUCGGACUGUUUUUAUUUAUUUACAUUUCUCACCUCAGCGGAGAACAGCCCGACGGUGGCACCAGACCUCUUAUUCACGUUUUCUAUUUGGAUGUAAUAAUGUAAAGCGAACUCUCUGCUAGGGGCCUCGUCCACAGAUACCUGUGUGCCAGUGUGGAUCCGUACAGGGACAUCCAUGUGAAGCCUGGACUGUGUUUACAACUAUAUUCUCCUACAACCACAUCCUCCAGGAGGAGCUGGGGUCAGGGCCCCUCGGCAGAUCCAUCAGGACCAGUGUUUGCAAAUGCCAAACAGCCAAGAACAAUAAGCCUUUAAUUUGUAAUCUUUAUUUUUGUAAUGUUUUGUACAACGAAACCUGUGCAGUUGGCCUCAGCUCCAGCAUGUGGUGCCGCUCACUCCGGUGGAAGGACCCGUGUGGACCUGUGUGCCGCACCCCAAGACAGGCCUCGGCAGGCUGAGUGUAAAGAUGUGCAGCAGUGAAGGCCGUUGUGUAUUUAAAGUGUGUCGCUUGUUCGGGUUUCUCAGUACAUGUAUAGGGCGCCUUUUCAUGUAUCUCUAGGAAGUUCUUCUAAGGACACAUGUGUCACGUGUUUGCAGUCUCCCGACAAGGUGAGGCGCUGUCUUCACACCCUGCAGUACAGGAUCACUUUUGUACUUUUUCAAG
Molecule: messenger RNA, 2979 nt
Organism: Scleropages formosus (Asian bonytongue)
Lineage: Eukaryota; Metazoa; Chordata; Actinopteri; Osteoglossiformes; Osteoglossidae
Product: protein FAM76B
Exons: 11
Coding region: 292-1296 (334 amino acids)
Cellular component (GO): nuclear speck
Source: RefSeq, a predicted model, not a curated record